AUGUGUCUUGGAAUUCACUUCUCUUUUCGACUUUGUUUUUGGGUUGAUUGUCACAUGGGUGGUGUAAAUGCUGGUGCUGGAUUAGGUGAGUCGUUGCACCCGAAUCUUCACCUCAUGUUCACUUUGGCAGGUUUGGAUCACUGUGCCGCGCUCGAACAGCUCAUUGACAAUGUUGAGCCGCGGAUCAAUGACAACGAGACAGACACCAACGACGACGAGGAGAUUUUUGCUUGGUUCUCUGAUGAGGAACGUCCCGAUGCUGAGCCAGAUGAGUGGUAG
Molecule: messenger RNA, 279 nt
Organism: Mycena citricolor
Lineage: Eukaryota; Fungi; Basidiomycota; Agaricomycetes; Agaricales; Mycenaceae
Source: the annotation of a GenBank genome assembly